Gymnodraco acuticeps is the source of this 1648-nucleotide messenger RNA. Its product is annotated as zinc finger protein 251-like. Gene Ontology annotation, molecular function: DNA-binding transcription factor activity, RNA polymerase II-specific; sequence-specific DNA binding. Bases 108 to 1457 code for a protein of 449 amino acids. Gene Ontology annotation, biological process: regulation of transcription by RNA polymerase II. Lineage: Eukaryota; Metazoa; Chordata; Actinopteri; Perciformes; Bathydraconidae. Gene Ontology annotation, cellular component: nucleus. The record is from RefSeq and is a predicted model, not a curated record. The transcript is spliced from 2 exons.
GCAGCGGAAGUAAACAAUAAACGCUUUUACCGUUAGCUCAGCGCUUUCGAUGUAUUGAGUCAACUAAUGUUGUAUUAUUUUCAUGUGGUGAAACAAUCACUUCUAUUAUGGCCACAAUGUCUUCAGUUGACUUUUUGAGAGAGUUUGUUAACGAGCGACUCUCUGCUGCUGCUGAAGAAAUAUUUGCAGUUUUUCAGAAAACUAUCGUAAAUUACGAGGAGGAGAUCAGACGGCAGCGGAGACUGCUGGAUGUCGUUUUGAAACCGGAAAUAAAUAUACACAGGAUAGAGCUCCCACAGCAUCCUGUCUGUGAGGAGCAGGUUCUCUCUGAGCUCUGUAUUCAGGAGAGGAACUCCAGUCUGGACCAAGAGGACCCAGAGCCUCCACAGAUUAAAGAGGAGCAGGAGGAGCUGUGCACCAGUCCGGAGGGAGAGCAGCUUGGACUGGAGCAGGACACUGAUGCCUUCAUGUUGACUGCUACCAAGGAGGAAAGUGAGCACCAGCUCUUCUCUCACAACUCUCAUGUAGCUGAGAGCCAAGAUCAGGAAGGAGGCGAGCAAGACUCAGGAUCAACUGGACAUGCAGAGCCAAAACCACAUCACAAAGGCAAAAGUCAAAGUAAAGAUGUAAACAACAUGAACUUGUCAGAGAUGCACAGUGAUACUCAACAGUCUUUAAAAUGUGAUACAUAUGGAAUGUAUUUCCAGGAAAAAUCAUCACUGGACAAACAUCUGAAAAUCCACACAAUAAAAAAAACACUUUCUUGCAACAUUUGUGAGAAAAUAUUUGCUAAUAAAUCAGAAUUAAUCAUUCAUACAAGAAUCCACACAGGUGAGAGGCCAUAUUCAUGCCAAAUGUGUGGGAAAACGUUCAGACAAAAUAGUAACUUGAUAGCGCAUAUGAGAAUCCACACAGGGGAGAAGCCAUUUUCCUGCCAAAUGUGUGGGAAAGCUUUCAAAAAAAAUAGUCACUUGAAAGAGCAUGUGAGAAUUCACACAGGGGAGAAGCCAUUUUCGUGUCAAAUGUGUGGACAAGGUUUCUGUCGAUCAUCAGCUUUGAAAAAUCAUCUGAAAUUCCACAUGAGGGGAAGCCAUGAUCUUGCAAAACAUGUGGGAAACGUGUCCGGUAAAAAUGCCAUAUUCAGUAGUAACUUGGGAAGCCACACAGGAACACACACAGGGGAAACGUUGAAUCCCUGCAGCACAGAGCCUCCACUGAUUGAAGAGGAGCAGGAGGAGCUGUGCACCAGUCCGGAGGGAGAGCAGCUUGGACUGGAGCAGGACACUGAUGCCUUCAUGUUGACUGCUACUGAGGAGGAGGGUGAGCACCAGUUCCUCCCUCACAACUCUCAUGUAGCUGAGAGCCAAGAUCAGGAAGGAGGCGAGCAAGACUCUGGGGCCGUGUCUUAUUUCUGGGAUUUCCCCUCCUCGACUCCUCCAGUAGUGACCCGUAAAUGAAUUUCAGUGCGCCAUGUUGAAGGACAUCUAAUUUCUCUAAAUGCACUUGGAGGAUCGAGCGUCGAGGAGGCUCUCUAGAGGAGCUAUAAUCGAGGAUGUGUCCUCCACGGUCCUCUCAAGUGGAUGCAUUUCCGGCAACAGAGAUGUUUAAAAGAGUCGUGACGCACUGCCGGACUUAUCUCAGCCAAUGA